GGAGACAGGAAUAACGAAAUCCAGACUAGAGCACGCAACGCGGGCAGCCGAAAGGAGGGAACGGAAAGGCCGAGCCUACAAGUACAAGCGCCGAAAGCGAAUCGUGCCCGAUUGCAAAAAACUAUGAAUAACAAUGACUGAUGCACAGUUAUUUUCUUCCUGUUCCAAGGAAAUCUCUAAAACUCCUGAAGAUAUAAAUGAAAAUAUUUCUGUAGGCAUUCCCAACAAACAACGUAGUUGUGCUGCUGUAAAUACUCCAGCUGCAUGUGUUAAUAAAGCGAUUAAUCUAAUACAAGAUUUAGAAGUGAAAUUGGAAGAAUCUUUUCUGCAGCAUGAAAUUUUAUAUAACUUGAAAAAACUUCCAUGGGAUUUGGAUGCUAAAACUGUCAAAGAGACUGAAGAGAUCUGUUUAUCAUUCUCUACUGAAGGGAAGGCUGAACAGUCAUUGCACUGGAAAGAUAUUCAGUCUUUAAAGCAGAAAACUUCUACUAUUGUAGCAGAAGUCAUCGAGUUAAUUUCACGAUUAGAAAAUGAGCGUAAAGAUGCUGAAGAAGCCUUAGAGUUUGAGAAGCAACAUAGAAAAAAACUAUACCUAAAUUCAGAUAAACUGUCAUUUUGGAGAUUACAACAGCUUCCCAAAGCUGUUCAAAAAGAAUGGGAGAAAUGUUUGCAAGAUAUAAUAGAAUUACAGUGGCAUUUUGAAGAAAAAAAUGAGCAAUUACAGGAUGCCCAAAAUCAACUGACAAAAAUAGAGGGUGCCAAUUCAGUGAUCCAGAAGCAGAUAAACUUUAUGAAGAAAUACAGCCCUCUGCUGGAAGAAAAGCUAUGUCAUGAAGAUGAUUCAAUGAAAGAAGUAAAAAUAUUAUUUGAGGAGGCAAGCGUUCAGUAUGCUACCGUUCAUCAGAAAUAUUUGGAAGUGCUAAAGUUGCAUGAAGAAAUAAAAGAAGAAUGUGAAGCAAAAAGACUAUAUAUGUUUGAGCAAAUAGAAGCUGAUGAGACUACAUUAAACCAGCUUAGGGAUGAGUUAAAAGAAACUGAUGAGCUUUAUGCUGACAUCAAUAACAAGAUACAUAGAUUGAGGGAGGAAAUACUGGAAAAUGAAAAUCACCUUGAAGAACUAAUCAAGCAAGAAGCAGAUACAAGAACUGACUUAAAUUCUUGGCGUGAUAAAGAAAGGCGUUUGAAGUUGAAAAUUUCAAGACAAGAAAGUGAAAACAAACAAUUGCUAGAUGAGUUUUUGAAAGAGAUAAAAGUUAUGGAAAGCUCAAAAUCCAAUAAAGAAUAUGAUCUACAAAAACUGAAGGAUAAGCUUGCAAAUGAUCUUCAGCAGUUCACUAGUUUGCAAAAUGAAAUCCAAUAUCUUAAAAAUGAAAAUGCUGGAUUUAUGUUCAAAUUCAGAGACAGUGCAAGAAGGAAAAUGGGAUACCAAUCAGAAAUUCAGGUUUUGCAGAAAAAUAUUCGUAGGCUGGAAGAACAUUUAAAAAAAGUAAAUAAAGACCUUUAUGUUGCUGAAAUGGCUUAUGACGACGCCAAAACCAAACUGGAGGAUCUGAAUGAAGGCAUUGUUAAAGAAAAAUCACGUUUCAAGAAUUUGGAAGAGAAUAUUAAAAAACAAAUUAGAGAUGAAAUAAGUGCUUGGAAGCUGACUCAGAAAAGAAUUAAAGCACUACAAGCAGAGUUAGAAAGAAAGAAAAAGGAGCAUAACAAAUUAGAGGAAAAGAUGAAGAGUAAAUUAAAAAAAUAUGAGCUGCUUUCAGCUGAACAAAUAGAAAUACUGGAAAAAAAUAAAGAUGUGCUCAAAGAACUUCUUGAGAAAAUAGCUGAAUUAAAUCAGAAGAUCAAAGAACUUGAUGACAAGGAGGAAAAUGUGAAAAACGAAUUAGAAAAUAAGAAGAAAUAUGUUAAGAACCUAUUAGAUGAUAAAAAGGAGAAAUAUUUAGGCAUUUCAAGCCAAUUUACUAAAGUCAAUGAGGAAAUUGCACAUUUUCAAAAAGAAAUUGCAAAAUUAAAUGCUUUAAGGAAAGGACAUGAAAACCAGGUAGACAAUAUAGAAAAAUGUGUAGUCAUAUUGAGAGAAAAAUAUACCAAAAUAAAGUCCAAGGAGGAAAAUACUCAGAGAUUAGUUGAUUUUCUCUAUGCCCGGCUGGAUGCUGUUAAAAAAAAAAUAAAGACAGACAACAGAAUAUUUGAUGAGCAACAGUGGAAGAGACAAAAUGAUUUGAAAAUUAAGAAGAUUUCCCUGGAUGAUGUACUGGAUGAAAACCUACGCUUGGCACGCGAGUAUCAGAUGCUGCAGAUAUGCUAUCUAAAUGACAAAAAUCAGCUUAUGGAUUUCUAUGAUCAUAAAGAAAGAGCUGAAGCUGCAUUACGGGAUCAGCAACAGGGGGGAUUAUUAGAGACAGUCCAAAAUACAGACAUUUUCUUGAAGUCUUUGACAGAUGGUUUGUCUACUUAGAAGAUAAUGCAAACAACCACUGUGUCUUGGAUGCUGAAAUAUAAGACAAGAAAAGUCACACAGUUCAGAUAACAGUGUAAUUGGACAUUCACCUGUUUGCCAUUUCACACUUCCAUGGACGAAAAACUCACCACCUCCCAGCAUGCCUUGCCAUUCUCUUACUUACAGCAAAUCCAUAACAAUGAAACAGGUGACUUUCAUGCUGCUGUCAGGAACGAUCUAAUUUCAGCUCUGGGUGACUGAUUGCAAUUGGCUUUGCCUCAUCUGAUAAUUAAUCUAUGUCACCAUUAAUUGGAAGAGAGAAUAAUUACUGGUGGUGUUGACAGUGACUGUACGCUUCCCCAGAUUUCCCCAUUGUGUUGGACCGAAUAAAGGCUUUGCGAUUCAGUACUUAAAGUUUAUGUAAACUGUAACAAUACUGAUGCCCAUGUGACACUUUAAGACUCUGUCUAAUGUACUUUUGUUUUUGUGUUUACCAGUCUUUUUUAGCUCACUGAAAGCUGUCUCCCUCAAUCACUCUUCAAUGUUCUAUCUUAA
Molecule: messenger RNA, 2992 nt
Organism: Pseudonaja textilis
Lineage: Eukaryota; Metazoa; Chordata; Lepidosauria; Squamata; Elapidae
Source: RefSeq, a predicted model, not a curated record